GUGGUAAGUUACGGCUAGCAGCCAGCAGGUUCGUUUGACCGGUCCAGUCGCAGCACUUUCCUGCCCCGGCUCCUUCGCGUGUCUCCUUCCGGUGUCUGACGGAGACUUUUCUGUUGUCUUGUGUGUGAUGGAACUGGACAAAAUGGAUGAAAACGACUGGAAAUACCACGGAGAGGGGAACAAGAGCCUGGUGGUCUCCCAUGUUCAGGUCUCCAGAGUUUUACGUUUGCUCAAAUAUCCGGCAGAAGACUCUGAGAACCCUCCACAGACGGUGGAGCAGGCCUUCAGGCAGAUCCAGAACAUCGUGGACUUCAGCUCCAACGUGAUGAGCAGCCUGCUGGGGGACAAGUUCGUCCACAGUGGGGAGGUGGUGAAGCUGCCGCUGGACUUCGUUCGACAGCUGUCAAUCAAGAUUCAGCACCUGCGACCAGCGUGGCGCUGCGACAAGGUGAUGGACAUCUACAGCGGCUGCGCGCUCUGUCUGCCCAACCUGACGUCUCCGUGUCCCCAGCCUCCGACCCACUCGCCCCCCCUCUGCGUCGAGAUCAAGCCUAAAUGUGGCUUCCUGCCGUCCCCCAAACACGUCAGCAAAGACAUGAAGACCAAAGUGUGUCGUUACUGCAUGCACCAGCACUACAAGGUGGCUCACGGGAAGUGGAAGAGACGCAGUCUGUACUGUCCUCUGGACCUCUUCUCAGGGAACAGACAGAGGAUGCACUUCGCCAUCAGACACCUGAUAGAGGAACCUCAGAACAACUUCAAAGUGUUUAAGGGCGGUCAGUGUGUUUACAGCAGUAAGGAAGGCGGCGACGACCCGCCGGACGUCAGCGUCCUGCUGCAUCACCUCAGACCGUACUUCCAGGGCGGGAACAACCGGAUCAACGGCCACAUGACCGGCAAGGCGGUUCUGAACGACUUCAUCCAGGUUCUGGUGAAUGCCCUGCUGAGCAGUGGGGGCGGAGCCAGAGGACAAGUGACUGACAUACGAGGAGAGGGGCGGAGCUUCUGUCAGGCUAGCCUGUUAAACAAGGAGCGGAUUCGUCACGGAUCUCAGGGUUUACCCAGCGACAGCGUUCUGUUCCGGAUCCUUCAGACCCAGAUGUUGGACACGUUGGACAUCGAAGGUCUUUAUCCUCUGUACCGCCAAGUGGAGCAGCACCUGCAGGACUUCCCUAAAGACAGGACGCGGCUGCAGAUCGACGGACCGUACAGCGAAGCGUUCCUGGAGAAGGUGCAGAAGUGUUCGAUGGAGGACGACGGCUCGGUGGAGUUUGCCGCUGCGAAGAUCCAUCAGUACCGGAUCGCCAUGACAGCCAAGGACUGCUCCCUCAUGGUGGCUCUUGUUCCCCGCGGUGAGGAAGAGGAGGAUGAUGAUGAAGAUCUCUCCUCUCAGAGAAGACCCCUCCGGUCUCCUGCCUUCUCCUCCUCGGUUUCCAUCCUGGACCUGGACCCGAAGCCGUUCGACAGCAUCCCCCGUCAGCUGCGCCUGGACCAGAAGAUCGUCUCGUCUUACCUGAGAACCGGCGGUGCCUUGCCCAAGGGCUCUCUGUCGCUGCUCCCCAACAUCAUGGCGUCUGCGGAGAGGGACGACCGCACGCUGCUGUUCCACCCCAUGUGAGCCGGGAUGGCGCCGGCUCCGAUCAGGUUUCCACAGAGUCGGGCUCUGGAUCCGGAGCGUCGGUUGCCACGGUGAUCUGGUUGAGAGGCGACCCAUCGGUUCUGCCUCCAGUUGUCUUUACCCAUAAUGCUUUGCACCACCUCCAGCAGAUUUUAAUUGUCAACAUGUAAUCUGAAUGGAGUCGAUGAAAGGCGGGGCCAAAAGAUUGUUAAAGGAAGAGUUCACCUCCAGGGUCAAAGGUCAUCAGCCUCUAAAAACCACUAAACUUUAUUUUUACUAAAUAAAACUAAUAACUCUCUUCAGAGGGCAGAUUAUUAAAGAGAUUAACGUCUAGAUUCCAGUUGUCAUGAGAUGCCUGA
This is a messenger RNA of Nematolebias whitei (Rio pearlfish), 1977 nucleotides long. It is a transcript of the gene ippk, whose product is annotated as inositol 1,3,4,5,6-pentakisphosphate 2-kinase. Gene Ontology annotation, biological process: inositol phosphate biosynthetic process. NCBI's taxonomy places the organism in Eukaryota, Metazoa, Chordata, Actinopteri, Cyprinodontiformes, Rivulidae. Gene Ontology annotation, molecular function: ATP binding; inositol-1,3,4,5,6-pentakisphosphate 2-kinase activity. The record is from RefSeq and is a predicted model, not a curated record. Gene Ontology annotation, cellular component: nucleus. The transcript has 14 exons. Bases 128 to 1618 code for a protein of 496 amino acids.